UUUCCCGUUCUCAGCAGCUUCUGCUGCUGCUGCUGGGUCCUCCUCCUCUCCUUCCCUAAGAGCUCAGGCUACUACCGGAAACCAAUAUUUUUUGCUGCUGCUGAGUCUUCUUUCUGCAAAGUUAUUUCAAAGCAAACCGAGGAACAGAGAAGCUGCAGUACAGCCCCAGCAGUAGCGGCGGGCCGAUUUCUUGCAACUGCACUUCCGAACCCUGGACUUUAUUUUUUGGUCUUUGCCAGCCUAGAAAGUUGUUGAACUCCCGUCUCGCUUUUUCCAGCGUCCGGACCCCGGCAUGUUUGAUGAUCCGCCGGCUGCAGGCUCCGGAACUCAGAGAGCCCCGGCGAGCGAUGGAAGAGCAGCUCCGAGGCUCUUGAAAAGUCAUUGAAAAGCCGUCCCCGAGUGAAGAAGCGGAGCAGUUGCCUGUGUGUGUGGCUCGGGGAGAGAAAUCCAGAUUAUUAUUAUUAUUAUUAUUGCAAGGGAGAACACGCGUCGCCCGCUGUCUUCCUCUCUCGCCUCCCCCUCCACCAUGGAAGAUGGUGUGAAGGAGGAGACCCCUGAGAAGCCAAAGCGGCCCCCUACAGUCGAAAAAAUGGGGUGGAUCAAGAAGAGCAGUGGGGGGAUUUUGAGUCUCUGGAAAGAGCGUUACAUCCAGCUCUGUAAAACCCAGCUCCUGGUGUAUGAAGAUGAGGAUGAACAGAAAUGUGUUGAGACUGUGGAGCUGGAAAGGUAUGACAGAUGCCAAGACUUGCGCGCCCUCCUGAAAAGGAAAAACCGCUUCAUUUUAAUUCGGGCUCCUGGUUGCAAGGUGCAAGAUAUCAAAUUUCAGGCAUCAAAUGCGGAAGAAAAGGAGUCAUGGAUGAAAGCCCUCAAUGACGGCAUCAGCCGGGGCAAAAACAAAAUAUUUGAUGAGGUGAAGGUUGAUGAAAGCCUUUCUCUAGAACACGUGACACGAGGCAGAGCGAAGCUGGCUCAGGGUCGCCGUCCACCAACCAGAAGCCAUCUCAAAGAGGUUGCCAGUGCAGUCUCAGAUGGGAUCUUGAGGCUUGACCUGGAUGUACCAGACAAUGGACCUCCAUCCACCUCCUUGGAGACAAGCGAGGUUGAUGAUGUUCCUCUCCCGAAGGAGAAGCCCAAACCGCCCAUGCCGCCUGCAAAAGUGCCCAUGCCCCCUUCGGACAAGCUGAGUGCCGACUCCACACCCGAGGAUGUAGAAGUCAAGAAACCCCCAAUGCCUCCUGCCAAGCCUCUUAAGGAAACAGCAGCACCCAGUGAAGAUACGAACUCUGUGGAGAAAGAUGUUGCUGCUGCAGGCAACGAGGAUGAAGAACCCAAAGUUGCCUUAGAUGGAGAGGAUGUAACAGAGGCCAGUGAAAAUUCUCGCAAAGUUCCAGUUCCUCCCCCAAAGAUCUUAUCUGAUAAGAUGAAGGUAACGUGGGACAGUCCAGCUUCUGAACAGCAGUGUGUCGAGGCUGAGAAUCCAUCACCAGAUGGCAGCAAAGAAAACCUCUCCGAAGUAGCCAAGGAGAUGCUGAAACCUCCGGCCCCUCCUCCUAAGAUCCUGUCAGAGCAAUUGAAAGCCAGCAUGUAUUCAAACCGGAGCAGCUUGAAGGUUGAGGCAUCCGAAGGCGACUGCCAACCUGAUGACUCGAACCUCCCAGUGAAUGGCAUUGCUGGUGAGGAAACUGCUGAGCCUGUUUUCCGCGAUGAAGGGGAGCAGGGAGAGGCUUCCGCAGAGCAAGGAGCAAAUCAGGAGAGUUUGGGCCUGCUGUCGAAAGAUCAGCCGCCCUCUUUGGACCCUGAGGGAAAGCCUCGGGCUGCCAAGCCUCGCUGCGCCUCCCUGGGGGAUCUGCUGUCCAGACCGGCAAAGGAGCCUCUCCCAGGGCCAGAUCUCCAGCAGAGAUCUGCCUUCCAGGUGGCCAAGAUGGAAAGGAAAGUGGCUUGUGAGCAGGAAAGAACAGAAAAGCUUCUGCAGAAGGUUUUGCAGGGGGGAUGUGAACAGGCCCAGGAGGACAGCAACGGGCCGCCGAUCAGCGCAGAGAUAUUGCUCAAUGAGGCAGCCAAGCAGCUCCAGCAAGCCACGCAGGUCUUGCAAGAGAUCAGAGAUUUAGGAGAACUGAAAAAACAACCAGCCGAGCGGCGGAAAGGAGCUCCGAAGGAUCUAGCGACUCUGUAUAGAAGAAGCGCUCCCUGAGAGGAAGAGGCUUCUGCUUUCUGUGGCUUAGCUGAAUCAUUGCUGUGUAGCACACUUCCUACUAUUUGGCUGAGAUGGUGUUUGGAAAACAGGGGAGAGGUCGUCUUGCUAUGCGCUGCUAACAGGAAAAAAUUGUCAUGUUAAAGUGUAGCUUUUAUGAUCUCAAGCUCUGGGCUGGAGCCUUCUGAUGGGUUAUUAUAAGAUUAGUGGCCAGGGAAUUGAGAGGGCAGGGGUGCUGGGAAUGAUCUGGAAGGUGAACAGUCACUGGGGCAAGAGGGUCUCUCCCUGCUCUUCCCCUUGGUGUCUUGAAGACCCUUUGCAGGAAUUCUGCAAGCAAUAGCUGAAAGCCUAGAUCAGCCAGAAGAAAUUUACUUCCUGGCAUGACAGUGGGGAUGAGCAACGUUGGAACUCCUCCUAUAACCACUUUUAAUAUCCGUUUGUCCUGACCCAAAGAUCCUCACAAGUGGCGAUGAAAUGUGUGUUCUGGCACUUUGAGAAUUUCCAGAAACGUACCAGGCAAAGUAGAUGUUUGGUGUAUGGGGCCAGAAGGUCCUGAAUUGUAGAACAGAUUUUAAAAAGAGAGAGAGAGAGAUGGGGGGGGGAUUUCCACUGUUUUGGAACUACUGGUUUAUACAUUGGCUUUUCUGCUCUUGUCAGACCAAAGAGUUGACUUUGAGCAUCAGAUGGAAAUAGGGUGUGAAGAGCCGCUAACUGCUUGCUCGAGACUUGGAACUUAAGAAGAGCCCUGCUGGAUCAGGCCAAUGGCCCAUCUAGUCCAGCAUCCUGUUCUCCCAGUGGCCAAUCAGAUACCCCUUUUGUGAGCCCCACAAGCAGGACCUGAGUGCAAGAGCACUUUCUGCUCCUGUGGUUUCCAGCAACUGGUAUUCAGAAGCAUACUACCUGCAACCAUGGAGGCAGAGCAUAGCCAUCUUGUCUAGUCAAAUCAGGCUUCAGCAAGCAUUGUUAGGGGUCAGAGAGCCAGACCAUCCUCUCCUAUUCCAGCAACGGCCCAAUUCAUAUCCUUGCCAGGCUUCCAGUUUGCGGCAAAUUGUGGAGGAUGGGGUGCAUGGCCCGUCUCUGAACACCUAAAAUUGAAACUGUGAUGUGGAUACUUCCCGCAAUAAGCCAACUCAUGCAAAUCUUUCCCUAACUCUCUCUUGGUUUUUUUUAAAAAAACGCCAUCCUUAUUGGACGGUGCAGGCCUGAAAUGACUGCAUCGCACAUUCCACUAGAUGCUCAAUGGAGGAGAAGGCAUAUAUUUGUCGCCCUGGGGUCCUACUGGGAGGAAGGGCAGGAUAUAAAUUUAAUAAAUAAAUAAAGAUACCUUCUCUUCCAUUGUGCAAAUGGCACAGCCACUUUGGUAACCAUCUGAACAGGGCAGAGCUUGGAAAAGUUACUUUUUUGAACUACAACUCCCAUCAGCCCAAUCCAGUGGCCAUGCUGGCUGGGGCUGAUGGGAGUUGUAGUUCAAAAAAAGUAACUUUUCCAAGCUCUGGAACAGGGGAACUGGUAAUGCUAGCGAAAUUAUCCUUGCAAAAUGCAUAAGCAUAGACACUACCACCCUCCAGUUUUACUGUUUCCACACAUCUGCAAUUUUGUUUUUACCCUUGACAUUAAUUUAUCUUCAUUUCCAGGAUUCUUGAUAUCGGGAUAGCUUACUUUUGACUGAGCUUGAUUGCUUUUUUUGCUUUUGCACUCUGGGUCCUGAUCAGACUCUGAAACUUGGGAACCUCACACUUCACAUUUUCCUCAGAUGCAUCUUUUAACAUUCAAAUUCCAUUUAAAAAAACCAAAACAGUUGUGCGAGCAUUAAAUUGGCACCGCAUUAUAAAAUUGGCAAUCGUGAAUAACCAUUCAUAGAUCCAGGCUUGGAGGGAAAUAGUGGCACUUAGUACACACUAUCCUGGUUGGAGGUUGGAGUCCUGGUUUCCUGGAGAAGACCCUCAUUGUGAAGUGUGGCCGGCCAGUGCCUCACUCCCUCACCCCACCUAUCUCAAAUGGCCAGCUAGCAAUGACUUGCUACAGAUUUCAUUUUCUGUAUAUAACUUUUUGCCUCUACACUGGCAAGCGUGCGGGGGGGGGAUGCAACAGCUUUUUUGGAGGGGGCAGAUUUCUCCUUGGGGCUUCUAAUUGCUGAAUACUAGCACAGUGGUGGCGUGUCCUUGGUAAAUAAAGCUACUAUCCCUGUAAGGCAAACAAUUCUGCUUUGGUGGUGUUCACUAGUGCCCCUUCUGGGAACUGACAUGCAGAGUCAGAGCAGCAGGAUUUAACCCCCCACUCAUCAGCUCAUGAGCUGGGAGUCAAAUCCUGCUCAGACCCCUGCAGAGAGCAGGACUGAAGUCUCUGUUCAUCAGCUGAUGAGCAGGGAGUUCAAUCCUGCUGGAGUAAAAUGAGUGAGGUGAGCAAUGAUUUAACAAAACCCAUAGGAAAAAGUGCUUUGCAUGUUUUGUUAUUUCUGCACUUUUGAAGGCUAGAAACUUGCUCCCCCCCCCCAGAUCUUUUUUUAAAAAGCUACUGAAAUUAUUCAGAUUCUAACUAAGUGCUUCAAAGGCUGCAUAUUGCCCACCUGGAUUCUGAAUCGCCUACCAAACUGAUCUAGAUCAGAGCCAUUUUUAAACAAAGGAUAGUGUGAAUGUUUUUAACAGGCAUGAAAAUAGCAACCUGGUCACCUGUGGCAAAUAAGAUGUGCCUCUAGGUGGCCAGCCACAAUUAACUAACAAAGGUAUGUGUGGGCAGGUGGACUAGUCACUUUGGAGGGAUUCUUUUUGCAAGGCUGACUUGGAUCUUUUGUCCCUUGACUUCUAGUUUAGGCUCCACAGUGCCCCCCCCCAGGUCCCCCAUGACUUCAGUGCAUAUUUCUUAACUCUUGGCCUCGAUCCCAGUGCCAGCAUCUCGCAACCCUCAGGCAAUUGCUGGGACCUCCACUCACCGCAGCAGUGUCUACUAGUACUGACACCUGGCCAGGUCUCCCCAUCUCAAACUGGGUCUUCUAGCUGCCAUUUAAACAUUUUAUAUUCCCAUUUCACUUCCCAUAAUACCCCAAAGUGAUGCUGGAAAUUUUAAAAAGUGACCUGUAGCUACCCACCACUGCUGCCAGGUAAGCCCAUGGAGGGGCUGACCAGCGUAAGAGGGGGCUCUCCAAUUUGGAGCUGGCCCUUCCUGGCCUGAAUAGCUGUAGGUAUGACUCAAAAGAAGGGGAUUUUUGCCCCUCAGUACCUGACAACCUUAUUAUGUCCACUCAGGCUAGUCCCUCUUCCCCAUUUUUUCUUUCAGAAGUGCUUAGCCUUCUGGGAGCUGAUCUGAUCUAAUCAUGUGAUUCAUCAAAUUAUCAUAUUGAAGUUCUAGUUCUCUAAACUUGGAGCAAAACUGGAUUGAAGCUGGGCUCUUCUCUAGCGUAUAUGCAACUGUUUUGCACUAGCAACUUGGCUUUUAAAUGUAUAGGGCAAUAGAUAUUUGUGUUUAAGGCUACUCCCCCCAUUACAGUCUUUAGAUAUAUCCCACAUUGGCUUGUGUAUGCACCUAAAAAUGUAUAAUUGUGAAUGUAACAAAUGCGUUUGCAAAAAGAGCUAGUUCACACAUGCCUGUUUGUCGCUUGAGGAGCAUUGUGUAAAGAUCUGCAUGUGUGAACAGGCCACCAUCAGUCUCAAAAGAGAUCUCCCAUCACCUCUUAAGGCAAUGCUUUCUUUUUUAAGUGGAGUCAGUUCACACAUUCAGCUGUCAGUCAUAAAGCAUAGAGAAAUGCAGCAGGGUGUACACAUCUGUGAACCAAAACCAUAUAGACACACUUAUUGAAAAACCAGUAGACUGUGACUCUUUGUGUAAAGGUAUACUCUGCUGCACACCCAGGUGCCAGGUAAUAUAUGAACCAGCCCUUAUCUAGUUAUGCACUGAAGGAAAUACCCAUUGGUAUCUCUUGUAUCAUCCAUCUACUCUGUACAUGUUUAAUUAACACUGAAUAAUUGUCUGACAUAUUUCUCAAAGGGCCUUUCAUAGGAACCUUGAAGAGAAAGUCACUUUUGAAUCUUUGUUGUGGUUUCCCCCACAAAUUUAGCAACUAAAUGUUGUACAACCUAUAUACUAAUAGUAACUUAAAACUUUUUCUACACUGUCCUGUAAAUAAGAGUAACUUAAAAUCUUUUGGUGAUAUUGGCUGGCUUGAGUAUCUUGUUGCAGAAGAACUAGCUGUCCAAAAUGUUUUGUUCUGAAAGGUGUGGCAACUUGGUAAGCCUCUGAAGUAGUUGUCACAUUUAUGGAAAACUGGUGACUCUAGCCCUUAAAAUCCUGAGAACCUUUUAAAAAUAUUUUUUAACAAGA
Messenger RNA from Rhineura floridana, 6505 nucleotides. RefSeq names its product pleckstrin homology domain containing O2 (gene PLEKHO2). The transcript has 6 exons. Bases 527 to 2191 code for a protein of 554 amino acids. Gene Ontology annotation, biological process: macrophage apoptotic process. NCBI's taxonomy places the organism in Eukaryota, Metazoa, Chordata, Lepidosauria, Squamata, Rhineuridae. The record is from RefSeq and is a predicted model, not a curated record.